UUGUGAGGAUGACAAUGGAACCGGGAGCCAAUCACGGUCCAGCUUGCGGGUCGGCAUGCAAUGAGUCUGCAGCUUCGGAGGGCCAGGGGCCACCGGUGUUGGUCGACGCCUGGCUGGUCCCCACCUUCUUCGGCCUCAUCAUGUUGGUCGGCCUGGUCGGGAACUCGCUGGUCAUCCAUGUGGUCACCAAGCACCAGCAGAUGAAGACCGUCACCAACUUCUAUAUAGUAAACCUGGCUACCACCGAUAUCUUGUUCCUGGUCUGCUGCGUGCCGUUCACUGCCACACUCUACCCGCUGCCCAGCUGGAUCUUUGGAGAGUUUAUGUGCCGACUGGUGAACUACCUUCAGCAGGUGACGGCUCAGGCGACGUGCAUCACUCUGUCCGCUAUGAGCGUGGACCGCUGCUACGUGACCGUCUAUCCUCUGAAAUCACUGCGACACCGCACCCCCCGCAUGGCUCUGGCCAUCUCUGUGUCCAUCUGGAUAGGCUCCCUGCUUCUGUCCAUCCCCGUUGCCGUGUACCAGCGUCUGGAGGCAGGAGACUGGUUCGGUCCCCAGACGUACUGCAGUGAGGUCUUCCCCUCGGCCCGCCUCCAGAGAGCCUUCAUCAUCUACAGCUUCCUGGCCGUCUACCUGCUGCCCCUGCUCACCAUCACCGCCUGUUACGCCUUCAUGCUCAAGCAUAUGGGGCAAGCCAGCGUGAAUCCUAGCGACGGCAGCUACCAACUCCAGGCUCAGGUGGAGCGAGCGGCGGCGGUGCGGGCGCGAGUCUCCCGGAUGGUGGUGGUGAUGGUGGCCCUGUUCCUCAUCUGCUGGGGCCCGAUCCAGGUCUGCAUCCUCCUGCAAGCUUUUGGCCUCCGCAGUUACGUUCUAUACAAGCUGAGGAUUUGGGGUCACUGCAUGUCUUACUCCAACUCCUCUGUCAACCCGCUGGUUUACGCCUUCCUGGGCAACAACUUCAGAAAGGCCUUCAAGAAUGCCUUCCCGCCAUAUUUCUGUGGCGCAUGAGGGGGAGAGUCAGGGUGGGAGACAUGGACGCAGAGGAACGGGGAGAGAUGGAACGCCAGGCACCCAAAGGAGAAGCAGAGAUGCACUUUCUUUCAUCUGGGUCCUAAAGGUCACAACGGGGCAUUUGGACACUGUGUGCUCAUUGUUUAUUUAUGAUUUGUUCUGGAGAUGAGAGCAGUCUGCUAACACCCUCGGUGUAUCUGGGCAUGCACGCACACACACAUGCACACACACACGCACACACACACACACACACACACACACACACA
This is a messenger RNA of Anoplopoma fimbria (sablefish), 1279 nucleotides long. It is a transcript of the gene kiss1rb, whose product is annotated as KISS1 receptor b. The transcript has 6 exons. Gene Ontology annotation, biological process: neuropeptide signaling pathway. Bases 9 to 1010 code for a protein of 333 amino acids. The record is from RefSeq and is a predicted model, not a curated record. Gene Ontology annotation, cellular component: membrane. Gene Ontology annotation, molecular function: G protein-coupled peptide receptor activity. NCBI's taxonomy places the organism in Eukaryota, Metazoa, Chordata, Actinopteri, Perciformes, Anoplopomatidae.